Molecule: messenger RNA, 1454 nt
Organism: Dermacentor albipictus
Lineage: Eukaryota; Metazoa; Arthropoda; Arachnida; Ixodida; Ixodidae
Source: RefSeq, a predicted model, not a curated record
CUGUAGCGGCAGCAGCAUCGGCGUCGCACGAGGGGUGACGUAGGCGCUCGCGUCUACACGAGGCACGAGCGGCUGGCACGUCCGGCGCGGGCUAGCGUUCCGAAGGAGCCUCCGCUUUUGCAGCUGUGACGACGUCAUAUGGUAGCUACGCGGCCGUGCGCGGCGCAGCAAGGAAGAGCGUGGUUGUGCGGCUAGUAUGCUUCGCAUAAAAGAAGGCCAGGCGAAGAGAGCUCGUGGAAGUCGUUGCUCGAGCGUUCAAGAAUUUGGCCUCAAGAAUCCGGUCCAGAAGAGGGUCAGCCGAGAGAGGCACCAGAGUUCUCAGAUUCCUGGUUGCAGUCCCUUGGACGUCGACCCCAAACAUGGACAGGGCAACCUUUCCCCAAAUUCCGCAUAUGCCUUUCACCUUGCUCCAACCGGCCCCAGGGGUGCCCCGCGGUUCUCCCGAUGGACGCUGUGAGGGACCACGAGGUGGCCUGCCCCUUCGCUAUUCUUCGAUGCGUCCAUCGGAGAACUUGCGGUUACAUCGCAAGGGUCACGGACAUGGCGGGGCACCUGGUGAGCGCGCAUGGCUGCCCUUAUUACCAUCUCGCAGACGAAGCACAGGCGAUCUUUUUUGACGACAUCUGCAGCAGACGUUGCUCAACCAGUACUGCUCUGCUCGUCAGAAACGACGAAGUGUUCCUGCUGGAGAUAACAAGAGAGGGCAAUUACAACAGCGAGGUGAGCCUGAAGCUGACCACAUUGAGCUCCCUUUCUAAUCCCCUGACAUAUACCAUACAAAUGUCCAAUGGAAGCUCCAGCAACUUGUGGAAAUCCACAGUACUCAUGGCUGGUCAAGCAGAUGCAGAGGACCUCAAGAUCACAGAAGAUUUUCUGAAAAGGAUGUGCGAGAAUGGCAUUUUGAGGGUGGAAGUCAAGAUCUGGGAGGAAAGACCAUUACUUAGGGCCACAAACAGAGCAAAGCGGCUCGGUUUAGCACAAGAACAUGAGCGGUUGACUGUGCCACAAGGGAAAAACGUUGUAUUCGGUGAUGAUUCCACGUUUACGACCGCUGGCGACCAGCGAGACACGGUGAACAUGCGUUCAGAAUUGAAGAUUCCUUUGCGAGAUGGAAUUCCCCCCGGAUUGCCUUGUUCUUGCGGCAAGGUCUCCUAUUUGCCUUCGUCAUGUUUCGGCAAGGACCAUCCAGUCGGGAGGUGGCCUUUGAGGCAUUCAUCCUCACCUCCAGUGUGGACAGUUUUGUUUAUAGCGUUCAGCUCCACAGCACCGCGGGCUCGAAUCUCUGGCAGUCGAAAGUGGUGGUGCCCGGUCGCGAGAACCCGCACUCGUUAAGGGUUACAGAAGAACUAGUCCGCGAUUUGACUGUGAACGGCAUUAUCAACCUAGAGAUCCAAAUCUUGACCGAAGAGUAUUAAACGAACAAGCUGCCUCAUAAAAAGUUUUCAUUGUAUUGU